This is a messenger RNA of Aegilops tauschii subsp. strangulata, 859 nucleotides long. The record is from RefSeq and is a predicted model, not a curated record. NCBI's taxonomy places the organism in Eukaryota, Viridiplantae, Streptophyta, Magnoliopsida, Poales, Poaceae.
CGCCUGCGCCCGCCACCGCCGGCCGCCACAGCACGCCGCCGCAGCCAUGGUUCUGGAGGACGAGAGCAGCGACGACAACUCAAGCCUCCCGUACAUGCACUCCGAAACCUCCACCGAUGGGCUGAACCAGGUGCCUUUCUCUCUUGAGGACCCGGAUUACAAGGGUCUUGAGCUAGAUCUGAUAGUGUUGUGCGAGAAGCAUGGGAAGCCAUCAGAGAGGCUUGUUGCGUUUGAAGGAACAAUGACUGGGAGAAGGUUCUUAGCAUGUGCAGAGCCGGAAGGUCAGAAUUGUGGGUUUGUUCAGUGGGUUGAUGAGCAGUGGCCCCCAACAAUGGAGAAUGCAUUGCUGAAGCUUUGGUCAAUGGUUGAAGUGAGCAAGUCUGCUAGGGUGAAUGAUAAUCUUCAAAGUGCUCUAACUAUUCAUCAGUUGACAGAAGAAAAGAACAAGCUGGAUGCAGACUAUGACAAAGCUGAAUUGGUGGCUGGUAUGAAUGCAGAAAUGGCAAAGAAAGAUGCAGCUGCACAGAAGCUUCAACAAAAGUAUGAACUCCUGUGCAACCUGACAAGUGCUCAAGCAACUGUCAUCCAAAACUUGAAGUUGAAGAAUAUGAAAGAGAAGGAAUUGUUGAGUGAGGGUAGGAUGAAUUUGGAGUUGAAGAAUGCAGAGUUCACAAAGUUUGAGGAGAAGCUCACCCAAGAGAAGCUAGAGUUGAAGCUCCAGGUUGCUGAUCUGCUGAAGCUCAAGGAAAACCAUAAUGAAGAGAAGCAGAUGCAAGAGUUUAAGAUUACUGAGCUCAUCAAGGCAGAGGAGAAGCUGAAGGAGAAGAUCAAGGGGAUCCAGGCCAUCUUGCAGAACUGA